This is a messenger RNA of Plutella xylostella (diamondback moth), 1995 nucleotides long. RefSeq names its product piggyBac transposable element-derived protein 4. NCBI's taxonomy places the organism in Eukaryota, Metazoa, Arthropoda, Insecta, Lepidoptera, Plutellidae. The record is from RefSeq and is a predicted model, not a curated record.
ACUCAUUCCAGUUUCGUGAAACAAGAAUCAGAAGAGGAGCAGUAUCAAUCGCCCCCGUACCGAGAUACAAGUCCGGUACCGCACAAGAAGCGCAAAAUAGGUGCAUCUAUCAACUAUGGUAGCGAGGACGACACGGACGAGGAGGCGGAGGGGGAGGGGGAGGAUGGAGAGAGACAACAGAUACUCGUACCCAGGGCGGCUAGGCUGUUCUUAGACUUGGAUGAGGCUGAAGACACCGAAGAGACACAAAAUUACCUAAAAACCGACGAACACCAUUUCGACUGGCAACCCUUACCCGCAGUGUUGCCAUUAGACCGUCGCACGCCUUUUAAAUCCAGCAGCUGCGGUCCAAAAGGCUCCUUCCAAACGCCUUACGAUGCAUUCAAAGCCAUAUGGAGUCGAGAUAUAGUUGAACGAAUAGCUGAUGAAACGAAUAGGUAUGCCCAACAAUUGACUGAAGAUAUGAUGAGGAGAGGGACUUUACGACCCACUAGCAGGAUUGUAGAUUGGCGAGACGCCACCGCCGACGAAAUAUACAUGUUCUUUGCGAUUGUACUAGCCACUGGAGUAGUAGUUAAAUCUAGAAUAGAGGAGUAUUGGAAUAAAGAGCCGUUUCUGUUAAGUACACCCGAGUUCACAAAUACUAUGACCUACGAUAGGUUUAUGCUGUUGAACAAAUGCUUGCACUUUCAAGACAAUGAUUUGGUGGAUAGUAGGGAAAUGACAAAGUCUGAGGCUAAAUUGUUUAAAUUAAAACCUGUGAUUGACCAUUUGAAUGAUAAGUUUGCGUCCCUGUUUAGUUUAGGGCAGAAUGUUGCGUUGGAUGAGAGUUUGACGAAGUGGAAAGGAUCGUCUGAUAUAAAUGUGUUUAGUAGAAGUAGUUCAGCGUCAAUUGGUAUCAAAGUGUAUGAAUUAUGCGACUGUCACACCGGUUACCUUUGGAGGUUCGAAGCUAAGACUGAAAGCGAUACAACUCCAGUAGAAACAUCUUCUAUCAUGCUAAGGUUACUGAGAGGUUUGGAAGACAGAGGCCAUACUAUAUGGAUGGAUUCUAACUAUAGUUCUCCGCUUCUAGCCAGAGAGUUGAAAGCCCACGGGUUUGACUGCGUCGGACCUUUACGGACAAAUAAGCAGUAUGUUCCAAAACAAGUAAAAAAAUUAGAAAAUUCGGAUUUGAAGCCGAACGAAAUAGUCGGUUAUACAAGUGGUGAUGUAGAUGUAUUAGCGUGGCGGGACAGAAAAAUCGUUACCCUUAUUUCGACGUAUCACGGAUUGGCUACUGUUGAAGCCGGUGAUAUUAGGAAACCCGCAGUCGUGUGUGACUACGUGAAUUGGAUAUCUAAAGUGGACCGUAAAGAUCAAAUGUUGUCCGCCCACCCUAUUGAGAGAAAACGGACGAGAGUGUGGUACAAAAAGUUUUUUAGACGACUACUAAAUGCAAGCGUGCUUAAUGCCUACAUUUUGCAUAGACAUAAUCCUUCAAAUAGACAGAAUCCUGCGCUAUCGCACAGGGAGUUUAGAAAGACUUUGAUCGUCGAAAUAAUCAAGUAUCACAUGACAGCCAAAGCCAGUGUGAACUCCACGGACCAUUUUCCGAAUGAAUAUGGAAAGAAUUUGGAGUCGAAAGCUAAGAAAGUUGAGGGUUUGCGUCGUAAGUGCGCUGUUUGCAAGAGAAGAACUAGGAACUACUGCGAAGGUUGUAAUACUGCGAUGUGUUUGUAUGCGUGUUUUAAGCAGCAUCAUAGUGGUAAAAGACAUGUUUUAAGUGAUGCAGAAAUUGUUACAGGGAGUUAAAAGUUGAAAUCGUUGUUUCAUACAGACUAUAGCGGAGUUUUGAGACAAUUUCAAACAUAUGACAGCAAAGUGCUGGAACAACAUUCCACCAUUAAAAAGUAUAUAAAUGUAUAAAAAUAUAUGUAGCUUCGAAACGAAUCAGAUAAUUGAUAUAUGUAUACUUGUUUAUAAACAUGUGAUAAACAAAUUGUACUUGGGCAA